CGAAACUUCGCCGCGCGCGGUUCACUCCAGUUUCCGGUCCGCGUUCGCCGAGUCUCAAGUCCGACUUCUCGCCGACAUCGAGUGCUGCUGCCUCGAGUGCAGAGUGGGUGUGCAGUGUGUAGGAAUACGAGCGUGUGUGCGUUCCGCUCAUAAUUUUGCGCGUUUGGUGCGUUGACAGCUGCAAGAGCGAGGAAGAGUGCAGAAAGUGCAGGCAGGCAAAGCAAAGGCCGACGCCAAACAAACAAACGAGGCAGAGGCCAACAGAAACAACCACACACCUGCUGCCAGCCGCCGCUUCUGUUUGUGCCCGUGUUUUUGGGUCCGGCAUAGAAAAGCGAAAUGGAGACGCCAAGGCGGCAGGAUAGCGAAUCGUGAUUUUCCGGCGAAGUGGAGGAGCCCCAGAGGAGGAGCGAGGAAGAAGACUCCCCGGAGAAAGAAAAGCAGCACCCAACGAGACUGUCACCGUGGAGCGCAGUGAAUGAAAAUAUUUUGGUGCAUUGAAAGUGCUUGUGCGUUGGGAAAUGCUCGAUCGCGAUCGCAGCUGAGGAUUAUUGAUUCCGUCGAAUUACGAAUUACGAAUUUCGAACUACGGGUUGCACAAUCCACAAUCCGUCCGCAUAAGACUGGAAACAAAUCCCCGGCAAACAGUUGCAGCUGCCUACUUUGGCUAAUUGAUUUUCACUUCGGUUUCUGUUUUCCCAUUUGUUUGUCAGCUGGUUUGCUGCUUUGUUCGUCCGCCUCUUGCAAUGAGGCGUCCGAAGGCUGCCAAUCACAACAAAAAUAACACCAAAAACAACUCGCCAAAUGAACAAAAACAAGCAGAAAAACACCAAGUACAUGAAGUGAAGCGGCGCGACAACUGCGUUUGCGCUUUUUUGCUGUUUUUUUAAUUAAUUUUAAGUGUCGCGUAGUCGGUUGCCCUUUUCGCCGGGUUGAGAAGAUAGCGUUGGAGCGGUGGCACCCUCCGGAAAUCGGCAAUUUAAUUUACAAUACAACAUUAGUACGGACGUAAAAGCGGAUAAAGGCGAGCAGCGAAAGGAGAACCGAAAAUGUUCGCCGGAAUAAGGAAGCGCCUGGCACGCAAGCAGAACGAGAAGGAUUGCGAUGAGGACGACAAGGACGAUGGGCUCGAUAGUAUGCCGCCGCCCCCGAACUACAUACAGAUCUCCCAGGGCAGGAUUCAGCUGGUUCAUCAGCCCAGGACGCCCGUGGAGUCUGAGGCUGGAACUCUAUCCCUGGAGAGGCAUGGAGGCUCUACCUCCGCAUCCGGCGGCUGUGAUAAGGAUGUGUUGGAGAAGCGAAUGAUUGAAGUUGAAGGCGCUCUGCUGCGUUUGCAGGAGCAGUUCCAGAAAAGCCAAUGCGGGUCGCCGACGUUCGAGAAGGAAUUGCGCGAACAAAUUGAGAACAUGAAUCGCAUUAUGAAAUCCAAAGAACGCAAGCAAAUGCAGACAUGUCGGGAUCACAAGGCACUGCAGACCCGCUUUGCCCGGCAGGAGAGCCUUCUCCAGUCUAUGCAACAGGAGAAUCGGUCUCUGCUCACCCGGAUCCGGCAGUAUGAGCACUGCUUGGACGACGUGAUGCGCAAGGUGGUGGACGCCAUCGUGGCGGAAGAUAAUCUGCGGGAGGAGGUGAGCAUGCUGAAGGGCAGGGUUCGGGAUCUGGAGGCCCAGAAUGCCGCCUUGUCCGCCAGUCCGAUGAAGGGCAGAGACGAGGGAUACUGCACCAUGAGCAGUGGACAGCCGCAGCCGUCGAAUGGCCACCUGGAGGACCUGCCCGAGGAACCGGAGCAGUGGCUUCUGCCCGCAGAGCCCUGCUCCACGGAGAUGGAGGACUGGAGCAUGUCGCAGGAGGAGCUGGCCGUGAUGACCUUCGAAGACGAGCGGGAUCAGCAGCACCACCAUCUCCAGCAUCCUCAGCAACAGCAGCGCAGGAAGAGGGAUCACGACUGGCUUUGGCCAUCCAGCGACUUUAUCAACUCCACCACCGUGGAAACGGAUUCAGUGGCCGACGGCAUUGCUCAGCUGCUGCAGCAGAAGAUCGUUUACUCCGAGGACGAGGAGGUGGCCUGCACGGACUUCACCAACGACUUCUACAAGCUGGUCAACAUCCGUUCGAACUCCUCUCGCAGCCUUUACUCCUAUUUGGAGGGUGAGACAGAUGAUGAGGACGAGGACGACGAUGAUGGCGAGGAUUCCAGCAUGUCGGAGAGCCAGGUGGGACCUGCAGGACGAACUGCGGGAGUUAGUCCCACGCCCAGCGAGGCGGGCAGGGCCCAGUUGACCAGCUGCUCCUCCAGCGAAACGGAUGAUCUGUCUGCCAGUCAGGCGAAGAAGGACGAGGAACCCGAUUACGCAGUAAUUGAUGAGUGCCGAAGGAGGGUGAGCGACAUAGAAAUCGAGGAUGUACCCAUGAUUGUGGGCAGCACGCCAAUGAAGCCGCUGGACGAGCAACAGUGCAUUGCCCAGAUCAUUAAGAGCGAGCUGCGACGACCUCCUCAUGCCCUGGUCAAGUCCAAAUCUGUGCUGGAGGAGCAGGAGCCCAGCUGCAUCCUGCGACACAAUCAACGCCGCGAACUGGAGUCCACCGUGGUGCGCAGCGACAGCAUCAGCUGUGCCAUGAUGACUAAAAUGGCCAAAGAGGCGGUGCCUCCGGCGCCCGGUAUGGUGACCAAGUUGAAGGAGCGGAUGCUCCUGCGGCAGGCCUCCACGCCUCCGACAGCCAGCCCCUGGCGCAGGAGCAAUGGCUGGAAGAGGGUCACCUCGCCGGUUCAUGCACCAGCGGCUGUUUCGCCAAAGAAGAAGGAAGCCAAGUCAACGGAGCCGCCAAAGAGUUGCCUGUCCAAGGCGCAGCCCACGAGAAUUCCAACGAGCAUCCAUUCGUCGGUGUCCUCGUCCUCCUCGAUGUCCUCGUCCUGUUCGCCAUCUCCCUCCUCCCCCUCGCCACAGUCCCCUCAGCAAAGGUCACCGGGUCAGCAGGCCCAGCAGCAGCGAAAAUCGAAGAUUCCUCCACCAGUUCCCGUGCGACGAUCCUACGCCAGUUAGGAUAAACCACUGCUAAAUCUCAAAUCAAUAAUCGUCAAGCUAACAAAUAUUUAAAGAUUAAAAAGACUAAAUUGUGAUAUAUUCAAACAAAACAGAACAGAACAGAGAUACAGAAGCAUUAAGAUGAUUAAGCGAUUAAGCUGAUUGUGGAGGAUCAAGCGAGUUUUGUACGUACGAAUACGAGUAUUUAUGUAUAUUGUAAAUUUUUUGAAGGAUGUUUUACCUUGUAAGCGGCACUGCCAAGUGUUUCCCCUGAAAAAGAGGAAAAUGAGAAACAAACCGAUAUGCUCGCCCUGCUCUAUACCCUGUAUUUUGUAGAGCAGAGGUCGCAGCACCCAGAUCAGUGGGUUACACUGACUAGAAUGGGACAAUUUGAUUGACUUCAAACUGGAUUCAAGCCACUAUUAGCUAUGGUCAUGACUAGAUGAACCACUACGUAGUCUUCCGCACAAGUCGAGUGUAUUCGUAGGACACGGUUAACACGCAAACUAAACCAAGUUAGUAGCUCCCCACACUAACUCAGUUGAACAUUUGCAUUUAAGGUGAAAUAUUUCGAAGUGUUUGCAAUGCGUAGAAAGCAUAAUAUUAUGCUUUACGAUAUAUAAACAUAUUUAUAUGUGGUUUCCAAGCGAACAUUGAACAUCAACGACAACUACACCAAUAAGCUGUAUAUACCAGUCGUUCUAACUAAUGACGAGCUCUUCUCCAACCGUAGUUAGCUCCUCAGGGGCAGCUGCCACCGACUAAUCCUCCGCAGCAGCCCCAUUCCUAUGCAUAUGCCUACACUAUAUAGAACAGAACGCACUACGACCGAGGAGGGAACUUAGAUGUAAGCUCGUAUAAACAUUAUAAAUGUAUUUUCUUAGCGUAGCGAGUACAAAAUAAACAAAAAGAAGUUACAGAAAAAUAAACUAUUGACCCAACCA
Messenger RNA from Drosophila biarmipes, 3967 nucleotides. RefSeq lists its product as uncharacterized. The record is from RefSeq and is a predicted model, not a curated record. Bases 1050 to 3041 code for a protein of 663 amino acids. The transcript has 9 exons. Lineage: Eukaryota; Metazoa; Arthropoda; Insecta; Diptera; Drosophilidae.